Messenger RNA from Lates calcarifer (barramundi perch), 1919 nucleotides. RefSeq names its product enoyl CoA hydratase 1, peroxisomal (gene ech1). Gene Ontology annotation, molecular function: delta(3,5)-delta(2,4)-dienoyl-CoA isomerase activity. Lineage: Eukaryota; Metazoa; Chordata; Actinopteri; Centropomidae. The record is from RefSeq and is a predicted model, not a curated record. The transcript has 10 exons. Gene Ontology annotation, cellular component: mitochondrion. The coding region runs from base 358 to 1290 and encodes 310 amino acids.
CACCGUAUCAGGCUGGAAAUUAGGCUAUGCUAAGCUAGUUAACAAAGGGUUACUCAAACUUUGAUUUGUUUUUUUUGUUUUUUUUGUACAGAGUUAUGUUUAUAUAUGGGAUACAAGCUGCAACUUAACUUCAGUUGAAUACAGUAGUAAUUUAUAUCUGCUUCCGUACGUUUGCUGGCGCGCAGCCAGGGACCUUUACCCCAAAGACUUUGGGUAAGACAUUUAAGCAGUUAGCGUCAGUUAGCUCCAGGCUAACGUCAGUCACCUGAGCAGCAGGUGAAGUGAGCCAGCUCUCUCUGUCCACUGCAGCUUUAUUGAUCUCUAAAGACUCUGGACUCUGCAACCUGCAAACCCGCGAUGUUGUCAGUCAUUGUCAGGUCAGCUCUCACGAAAUACAGGGGGUUGAGGUUGCCAAGUCAGUCUGUGGUCAGGGCCAUGUCGUCGUCAGGUGGUCCCGCCUCUGCUUACACCACCCUGGCCAUCAGUCACCCAGCAGAGUCCAUCACACAUGUGGAGCUUCACCGCCCUGAGAAACUCAACGCCAUGAACAAAGCUUUCUGGAGUGAGAUGGUGGACUGCUUUAAUGAGAUAGCAGGAGACCCAGACUGCAGAGUGGUGGUGGUUUCUGGAGCAGGAAAGAUCUUCACAGCUGGUAUUGACCUGAUGGACAUGGCCAGCGACGUACUCCAGCCACAGGGCGACGACACAGCCAGAAUUUCCUGGAACCUCAGACAAAAGAUCACCAAGUAUCAGGAGACAUUUUCCGUCAUAGAGAAGUGUCCAAAGCCUGUUGUGGUGGCCGUCCAUGGAGCCUGUAUUGGAGGAGGUGUUGACCUGAUUACAGCCUGUGACAUCCGUCUGUGUACCCAGGACACCUGGUUCCAGGUAAAGGAAGUUGAUAUUGGACUUGCAGCAGAUGUUGGGACUCUCCAAAGACUUCCUAAAGUCAUCGGCAGCCGCAGCUUAGUGAAUGAGUUGGCUCUGACUGCCAGGAAGAUGUAUGCAGAUGAGGCCAAGAGCAGCGGGCUGGUGAGCCGAGUUUUUCCAGAUAAGGAGGCCAUGAUUACUGGAGCUCUGGAGAUGGCCGGGGAGAUUGCUGGCCGCAGCCCCGUAGCUGUGCAGGGCACCAAAAUCAACCUCAUCUAUGCCAGAGACCACAGUGUGGCAGAGGGCCUGGACUACAUGGCCACGUGGAACAUGAGCAUGCUUCAAACUCAAGAUGUGAUGAAAUCAGCUCAGGCUGCCAUGGAGAAGAAGAGUCCAAAGACGAUAGCUUUCUCCAAACUCUAAACCUCAGCGAGGCAAAGUUCAGAUAGAACAAAAAAGUGCUGUUAUAUUCCUCCAUCGUAGCCUUUACGUGGGAAUGAGAACCAUGUGUGAUCUUCUGUCUGUCCUACACUGAGCUUGUAACACCAAAACUAAAACUGUCUGUGGCCAUUUGGGGGAUGAUGUGACAAGACUUUAAGAGAUGUUGUAAAUAUCAUGAGAGCUUAUGGGAUUUGUUCCCAAAGAUCUGCAUUAUUUUUUGGGUGGAGUACCCUCUGAAACAGCAUUUUGAUAACAGGAUACUGUACUCUCCAUUUACCCUGAGGAAUUAAAACAUCAUUUGUACAUGGAAUCAGAAUUAUAACUUCAGGUUAACAUCUUCCCACAGAUGACAAGUGAUCUCUUAUAAACUGUAAUAUCAGAAAUGGAUGACAUUAACAGAUAUGAAUUUAACUUUAUUCCAUCUGCAGGAUGGAUUCUUGGAACAGAGGACUAAGCUAAAUCUAAAGUGACCUCACUUAUUCUUCAGUGUGGAACAAUUUGCCUAAAGCUGUGGACUUGUUCUCAGUUUGUUGUAUAAACAGGUCAGCUUUGUAUCUGUAAAUGACUUCAUGAAUGUUUAAUCUUAAUAAAAAAACUCAUCUGAAAGUUAA